Molecule: messenger RNA, 681 nt
Organism: Colletotrichum truncatum
Lineage: Eukaryota; Fungi; Ascomycota; Sordariomycetes; Glomerellales; Glomerellaceae
Product: glycosyl hydrolase family 11 protein
Biological process (GO): xylan catabolic process
Molecular function (GO): hydrolase activity, hydrolyzing O-glycosyl compounds
Source: RefSeq, a predicted model, not a curated record
AUGCGUUCCUUCGCUUCUCUCUUCACGGCCACCCUCGCCGCCGUCGGCGCUCUCGCUGCCCCUACCGCCCCCGGCACCGAUCUCAUCAAGAGACAGUCUACCCCCAGCUCUCAGGGCACUCACAACGGCUACUUCUACUCCUUCUGGUCCGAUGGCGCCUCUCCUGUCACCUACACCAACGGUGCUGGCGGCUCCUACUCCGUCAACUGGAAGUCCGGCGGCAACUUCGUCGGUGGUAAGGGCUGGAAGACUGGCACUGGCCGAAGCAUCAAGUACUCCGGCACCUAUUCUCCCGUCAACAACGGCAACAGCUACCUGACCGUCUAUGGCUGGACCAAGAACCCUCUUAUCGAGUACUACAUCGUCGAGAACCGCGGCGAGUACAACCCUGGCUCUGCCGGCACCCUCAAGGGCACCGUCACCUCCGACGGCAGUGUCUACAAGCUGUACGAGAGCACCCGUACCAACGCCCCCUCCAUCGAGGGCACCAAGACCUUCAAGCAGUUCUGGGCCAUUCGUGAGAACAAGCGCACCGGCGGAACCGUCACUGUCCAGAACUUCUUCAACGCCUGGAAGAAGGCUGGCAUGAACCUCGGCACCACUUUUGACUACCAGAUUGUCGCCACCGAGGGUUACAAGAGCGCCGGCUCGGCCAACAUCAAGGUCGAGACCGCUGCUUAA